Molecule: messenger RNA, 3417 nt
Organism: Paramormyrops kingsleyae
Lineage: Eukaryota; Metazoa; Chordata; Actinopteri; Osteoglossiformes; Mormyridae
Source: RefSeq, a predicted model, not a curated record
CACAAUUACUGUUAUACACUGAGUACAAUGAUACAUCCAGGACCUUAAGUCUUGAAAUUGUCACUUGUGGAUUGCUGUGGUCAUUCAUGCAGUUCUGGGUCAGACUGGUUCAGAGCCUAUCCAAGAAACUAUGGAUGCUUCCUGAUGACACAGGCAGAAGGGGCACACACUCCAGGGCAGAGACUUGGCGAUCUGAUGAAGGAGCUGAGCUCCUCUGAUGUGGAGAGGCAGGAGAAAGCGGUGCAAAAGGCAGACCGCCUCAUGUCCGCCUGGGAGGACAGCGAUCCGGGCAGGACGCGACGUAACCACACCGUCAUCAACAGCAGUCCCUCUCCGCAUCCGACCGCUCAAGAACAUCCAUCAAAUUAUUCUGAUUUAACUUCAGAGAGUUUUAUGAAGGUUUUAGAAAUGGAUUCAGAGGACAGGAGAAAAAGGAGGAAGGAAAAUGAAAAGAUAGCAAACGCCUUCAAGGUGAAGGGGAAUGAGGCUUUUGCCCAGGGAGACUAUGAGGCCGCAGUACAGCAGUACACUGCUGGGCUCAAUGCCCUUCGAGACAUGGAGGUCCUGUAUACCAACAGAGCACAGGCCUUUAUCAAACUGAGGAAGUACAAAGAGGCCAUUAGUGACUCUGAGUGGGCACUCAAGUGCAAUGAGAAGAGCAUAAAGGCCUUUGUGCUCAUGGGAAGAGCACACACAGCGCUGCAGGAAUACACAGAGGCACGGCUUUGCUAUCAACGUGUCCUUGACAUCGAACCUGGCAGGGCCGCCAUGAUAAAAGAGUAUCUGACUCGCGUGGACCUGCAGGAGAAAUCAGACGGCCAGGAGAGAGAGGCCCGAGUGGAGCUGGGUCAGGGGACGGAAAGGGCCUCUGCGGUGAGAGAGCUGCUGAAAAAGAUGGAGAAACCAGACAAGGCUGCCCUGUACUACUGUGGAGGAUUGGAGGCUCUGACGGACGCUGUGGCUGACAGCACAGGACAGACACUGUUCCGGCUUCACAAUGGCUUCAGUGUUGUCGACAGCAAUGGCACUGUAAGGAGCUGUCUCUCUCAGGAUGCAGGGGGGGCUUUCACUGCUCAGCUCCGUGUUUCCGUGCUGAGGCUGUGGAGGAGGGUCUGCCAGGACAACGAAGAAAACCAACAAGUGCUAAUAGAUCGUCCGAGCAGCGGAAGGUGCAUUGUGGAUCUGUUAGCAUCAGGAAAUGCUACAGUACAGACAGAGUGCCUGGCUCUGCUGCAGCUGUACAUUCAUACUCAGCAUGGGAGGCAUCUGACCAUCGCACACCUCAAUCUGCACAAGUUGGUGGAGAACUUGUGGACAUGCCUGUCAGCCCUCCCCAGCUUGGAAGCCAAGGCUCUCGAGGUGCUGCAGGGCCUGGCGGUGGAACGCAGAUUUCAAAUUCAGAUGAGAGACAAUUUUACAAAAUUAUUUGUGCCAACUUUAGUUUACCAACUGAGAAAUAUUAAUACAACCAACCAGAACAGCCUUGCUCGCGUCAUAUUGAUUGUUGGAAGUAUGGCAGCUGAUGAUGUCAUUUGUAAGGAGACUGCUGGUCUCCAGGAAUGCUGGGAUGCCUUUGCUGUUGCCAUGGAGCAAGCCAGUGGCGCUGAACACAGGGAAACUCUCUGCACACUGUCACUUCUGAUAAUGAAGCUCUCUGCCAGUGCAUCCUCUGCCAUACAGCAGGAGUUUGCCGUCCGCGCAGGACGUGUGUGCCUGCGUCUGUUGAAUGAUCCUGAAGGUAGUAUUAUCACGAGGGCUGUAGGCCUCCUGAGUGUGCUCCUUCCAUGCUCCCCCGUCGCCAUCCAGGAAGCCGCGGAGGCAGGACUCGUAAAGAAGAUGCUGAGGAUACUGAAGGCGCCCAAUAUGGGCCUGACCAGGACUCGGUGCUCCAUGAAAACCCUGGCCGUGUGCACAGGUGCGAGCCGGCAGGCCCGUGCGGAGCUGCUGUGCCUGGACAAGAGGUUGGGCGUCCUGAGAAAGCUGCUGUCCAACAGUGACGAGGUGGUGGCGGGAAACGCCGCUCUGUGCCUGGGGCACUGCGUGGGGGAACGGGGGGUGGCCCGCGCCCUGCUGGACUCCGACGUGCUGCCGCUGCUGCUCCGCCUGGCUGGGGGGGACGCGGGGGGCGAGGGAGUGCAGCGGAACGCCGCUGUGGCCCUGGGCAAGCUGUGCGUCUCUGAACCCAGGCACACUGUCAAGCUGAGGGAGCUUCACGGUUUAGAAAUACUUCAUUCCUGCAUGAAGCUGGUGGCCUGAGACCUCACUCACUCACCAGCUCGCACCGUUUGCUAUCGCAGUUCCCGGUGCCUCAGAGAACCGGCCCCCAGGGAUGAUGCAGUCACUUCUUGCCGUAUGGAUGACCCCCGCUUCAUAACGAUUGAACUAUCCCCCUUUUAUGCCUGUUUUUAUUGUGACUGCUCUUUUUCCUGGUGUUUGAUUACAAAAUUAUAACCGAAAAAAUGUAAAUGCUAGCGUUGAUUCUUUCAGAAAAAUGUGAAGACCUUGUAUGCUUAUGUCAUACAUAUAUGCUUAAACAUUUUGGGCAUUUUUGUUCUCCCAGAGUGAGCAGCUGUGUGUCAGGUGAGAACAGUCAUUGGACCUGGAGAUAUGAUGCUCCCUAUAUAAACCAGGCAGUGGGUUCACUAUCAAUGACAUACUGAGUCCUACUGUAUAUGAACCACAUGUUAGACCCAGUAUGAAUCAUAUGACAAGCUCCAUUUACGUGGUACAUACAUCAUUCUUGGAGGUUGGAGGUUUUAACUACCUCCAACAAAAAAAAUCAUUUCCCUGUACGCUUCUACCACUACGAAAAGUUUCUUACAACAAAAUGAGUUUUUUUUUUUUUUUUUUGGAAAAUGAGCAGCUAUGUGUUUGUAAUCGCAUAACCGUGAAAGAGAGAGAGAGCCUGUGCACACAAAUGAAACCUCUGAAAGCUCAGCCCAGGAUGCAGGACAGAAACAUGGACGACUGGGUUUUUGUUCUGUGUGACGCACAUUGCUCAGAUGGGGAAAUCUAACUCCACCAUAAAUGAGGCAGAGGACUGAAAAGGCGCGAGGCGGGGUUGGGGAACCGCAAAAUUCUGCGGGUAAGGAGGUUCUCGUACACCGUCUCAGAGUGAAAUCGGACUUUCCUUGAAGUUGAAUCAAUUUCUAAAAAUGAGAAUAAACAUAUUGCAUUUAAUGUUGCUUGUUUCUGGACAAAUGGGUAAGUUUCUUUAGACUUUUUCAUUGUAAAAUAAUGUUUAAUGCUGUAUUAUAACAAGGCAGCUUAAAACUUACGUUUAUUGUUCUGUUUUUAAUUCAUUGUCAUUUAUGCAAUUCUUUUUUGAAUGUAGAAGAUUAAAAAUUCUUUAUUAAAUCAUUUGUGACAACUCGUGGAGUAACGACACUUUACUAUGCACUGUUUUAGAAAGGAACC